Molecule: messenger RNA, 4816 nt
Organism: Falco peregrinus (peregrine falcon)
Lineage: Eukaryota; Metazoa; Chordata; Aves; Falconiformes; Falconidae
Product: tropomodulin-2
Exons: 10
Coding region: 241-1296 (351 amino acids)
Biological process (GO): pointed-end actin filament capping; muscle contraction; myofibril assembly
Cellular component (GO): striated muscle thin filament; myofibril
Molecular function (GO): tropomyosin binding
Source: RefSeq, a predicted model, not a curated record
CAGGGGCCGCGGUGCGCAGCCGCCGCGCUGGGCACCCACCUGCCGCCGCCGGCGCUGGGCUCGGGGCGCGGAGGGGCGCGCAGGCGGCGGGCGGCGCUGGGCUCGGGCGCGGAGGGGCGCGCAGGCGGCGGGCGGCGAGGGCCGGCCCCACAGCGGGUGAGUGAAGUCGCAAGAAGCUCAGUACUCCUGGAUGGUUGAAAUCUUGGCAAGCAUCAUCAAUCUAGCCGUGCAGCGAAAGCCAUGUCUCUGCCCUUCCGAAAAGAGUUGGAGAAAUAUAAGAAUAUCAACGAAGAUGAAAUACUCAGCAAACUCUCAGAGGACGAACUGAAACAGCUAGAGCAUGUUCUCGAUGACCUUGACCCUGAGAAUGCCUUGCUUCCCGCGGGAUUUCGGCAAAAGGAUCAGACCACUAAACCUGCCACGGGCCCUUUUGACAGAGAGCGCCUGCUCUCAUACUUGGAGAAGCAAGCACUUGAGCACAAAGACAGAGAAGACUUUGUGCCAUUUACAGGGGAAAAGAAAGGAAAAAUAUUUAUCCCUAAAGAAAAGCCCAUAGAAACUCGUACAGAAGAGAAAGUGACCCUGGAUCCGGAACUAGAAGAAGCCCUGGCCAGCGCUUCAGAUACCGAGCUCUAUGACCUUGCAGCUGUUCUUGGAGUGCACAACAUGGUCAACAACCCAAAAUUUGAUGAAGGAGGAGCCCGCAGUAAAGAUGGAAAAGGAACCGUGAGAAAUGUGGUGAAAGGUGAAAAGGUCAAGCCCAUCUUUGAGGAGCCACCUAAUCCAACCAACGUGGAAGCAAGUUUACAAAGGAUAAAAGCAAAUGAUCCUAAUCUCAUAGAAAUUAAUCUCAACAACAUAAAGAAUAUUCCUAUUCCAACACUGAAAGAAUUUGCAAAAGCUUUGGAAAGCAACACGCAUGUGAAGACAUUCAGCCUUGCAGCUACUCGAAGCAAUGACCCUGUAGCUAUUGCAUUUGCAGAUAUGUUGAAAGUGAACAAAACACUGAAGAGUCUGAAUGUAGAAUCAAACUUCAUCACUGGGACGGGUAUUUUGGCACUGAUUGAUGCACUGAAAGAGAAUGAAUCCCUGACAGAGAUUAAAAUUGACAACCAGAGGCAGCAGCUGGGGACAGCUGUAGAGAUGGAGAUUGCCAAAAUGCUGGAGGAGAACUCCAAGAUUCUCAAGUUUGGAUACCAGUUCACAAAGCAAGGUCCAAGAACCAGGGUAGCAGCAGCUAUCACUAAAAACAACGAUCUGGUUCGUAAAAAGCGGGUGGAAGGAGAGCGGCAGUAGCUACACCAUAGAGGAUGCAAGGCAAGGUUGGAGGCCACCAACAACUGCAAUCUCAGAGUGCUCACUGGUCAGAAGGGAAGGCACUGGAAAAUCAUUACAAUGGGAGUUGCUCAUUUCUGUUAAUGUCUCCUUUUAAUCUCAAAAACACAGCCUGUUCAUUGUUAAUGUUCACAGUUAAUUUAAUUUUCAUGAGAAAGAUUCACAGCUGGUUUAAUUUUAAUGAAAAAUAAGUUUUGCAAUAUCUAAAGCCAAUAUGCAGAAUCUUAACUGUGUUACUAAGCAUAAUAUAUAGUGAUUCUAACUCUUAUUUUAGACACUUUUUGAUGUGUUAAAAUAUGAUCUUAUCUAUGGAUAAGGGAUUCUCUGCUGAAAAUAGAAAUUUUAGGGCCAAGUUCUGCAAUGCCUUAUGUUUGUGAAUAAUCCUUACUUACAUGUGUAUAGUUCUGCCGAACUGAGUCCUGCAAUGGGAUGCUCCCAGGAGUAGAACUAGUAAUGCCAGUACAGGUUUGCAGGAUCGCACCCUUGAGCCUCUCUCCUGCAGUGGGAUCUGGGCAGCUGGAACCACACUGGAACAGUGCCCUUCUACCUUCUUGGGUCUCCACCUGUCCAGGUCCAAAUGCAGGAUCACGCCUAGAUGUAUAAAUAUCAUCAAAGCCUACUUGUUUACAUAAGCUUAGGUUAGGUGGAUCAUUUUGCAAUGUUACACUGGUAUUUGUUAUUGUUACUUCACAUUGUAAAGUAAUAUUAGUGCUGCCAAUCCUAUAGACUUCAAAUGCUCUGAGUUUUUUUUCUAGGCCAACCGUUUUUUAUUUGCUACUAGAAUGCACAGUUUACAGCUGUUAAUCUGAACAAGUAUUCUGAGCAAUAUUUGUUUUGCUUUGAGCCAUGCAUUUGACUACUUUUUUUUUUUUUUUUUUAGUUCUGGUAUUUAUGUACAUUUGUUAGUAUUAUAGAACUGUUCUCAGGACCUUUUAGAUGAAAAGUAAUUAAAUAGUUAAUCCAGGUGAGCAACUGUGCUACCAGGGGAAAAAAAAAACAUUAAAAGGGUAGUUGUGACAGCUACAUAACUUAGAUCUAUAGGCUUCAGUUCAGGUUUGUCCCUGUAUCACAAGGCACUUAGGUGUUUGCAUCAGUAUUUAGCUGAAUAAGGGCAGAUUUAAGCAUAUGCACAAAUGCUUUGCUAAAUCAGAGCCUUAACUCAGAUACUGGACAUAAUCUUAACCCAGUGGAAAGCACUCGGGAAGCAGCAGCUAACCCCAAUGCUCAACUGCAUCAAAAUUUUAGUAAGAAUUCAGUCUGAUCCAUUUUGUGUAUUUUACAGUUUAAAACUGUUCUCUACCACUGUUUUAUCACUGCCAACAGUUGUCUCUGACUAAUAGCCAGAGGUUUGCUUUGGGUGCACAUACCUAUGCUGUAAGAGCUAAGGGAGGCUUGGAUUCGGUGUGGCACACAUGCCAAUGCUUUCAGAAAGCUGCAGAAACACACAUGGGGCUAGCGCUGCGACCCGGGAAACACUGGCCUCUCCUCUGAGAGCUCCUUCGGGACACCAGGAAUGAAGUGCUGCUUCCUUCACCUCGGUGCCGGCACAGUGCUGGAGGUCAUGGUCACUGCAGGGUCCCCCUGACCCAGGGAGGAGAGCUGUGAGCCACCGUGCGGCUGGGCAGCCAGGGAUCAGAAACCGCAGGAGCCCCAGGAGCAGUUGGUACAUGUCUGACAUGCUUCCCUGACUGAUGUUUUGAUGACCAGAGUUGGAGUGCAAGCUAACAGGAUGAACCCUCCCUCCGUGCCUUCUGUAAUGGAAAUGAGUAGGUCCAAGGCAAUACUUCCCAUUGGAUACUGGUCUUCAUACUGGGGUCCAAACUGAAUAACAUACACUUAAAUCCCACUUAAAAUACUUCGCUAAAGUGGUUUGCUGAGCUGGGAUGUAAAGUGCAGUAUGCACAGUUCCUUCCCUUCCUCAGAACAAGGCUGAACCCUUUGCUUUGCAAGUGAAAAACAUAACACACAGGGGAGUCUUGCUGAGAUUUUUCCUGGAUCCAUGCAGGAUUUGCUGUGAAAAACUUUGGUAUCCCAUUUAAAAAUAAUAAAAAAAAAGACAAGUUCUGUAACACAGUCAUAACUUUGCAUGGGUUUAAACAAACAGUCCUUAAAAAUAACCGGAUUACCAGGGGAAUACUAGGCUUUACAGCAUCAAGUCUCAUGGGUAGGAAGAAUCCUCAUCCCCAAAAUCUAAAGAUUAUGGUACUGACAAACUUCAGUGAUUAGAAUUAUACUGACCCUAUUUUCUUCUUUUCCUUUGAUCCAAUCAAGGGAAUCCCAACUAUCAAUUAGGGUUUUUUAAUGUAUUUUGAAGAUAUUUUCCUUUAUGGCUACUUUUUUUUUUUAGGGGUGGUACAUAUAUGUGUUUAAGGGAAACAAGUGCAAUCCAUUUCUAGUCUUAAUUGCCAUUUGAAGUGUUGGUAUUUGCAUGCAGCAGUUUUACAAGGAUGGAUUGGACUGACCGCUUCAUGAUGUCUGCAGCAUGUCAUCCUGUAUAGCUUCGCUCAGAGCCACACAAGUGGUUAUAUAGUCAGGUGGCUCCAUCCGUGUCAGCUACAGUUUGCAUCAAGGACCAAGAUACUUAGCUGGGGAAGUCUCUCUGGGCUCUCCAUCCCUUCGUCUGCCAUGCUUUUUGCACAGGCAUGUUUCCUCUGAAGGGAGGAUUCUUCAGGCACUUGAAGUUAUAAUCUCAAACACCAGCCCCACCAUGCACUAGCAGCCAGUGCCUGGAGCUGUGCACCCCACGGCGAGGCAUCUGGGAAGUCUGGCUCCUUCCAGUACGUGAGGAGAGCUCCUAAUCCCUGGCCAUUUUCUCCAGGCAGCUGCUGCCAGUGCCUGCCAGGGAGCUGGGUGACCAGGGAUAUCUCUGUCCUGCCUCUUCUGUGUGCUCCACGCAAGGGCUUUGUCGUCACUUGGCCUUGAGCAUCACAAGUCAAACAUUGCACCAAUAUAAAGAUCUAUUCAAUACAACAACAACACACAAUGGUGAUGCUUGAAGGCAGAUUUUCAUAUUAAUAUAGGCUUAUUUAGCUGGUUAAAAAUCUCUGCAACUAACACAAACGGGGUCAGGAUAUGACUAGCCAUUUUAAAUUCUGCUUUCAAGCAACAUCUGGCAUACUCAAUGCUGAAUGGGGAACAGGGACAGAAGAGUCCUUUUUUCUUAGGCAAACAUUCAGGAGUAACUGUGUCUAUUUUGCACGUUGCUUCUCGUGUUGACAGCUUCAGUUUGGUUUGUAUUUUUUAUACAGUUUUUUCAUGGAAAAGCUCAACUUUGUGCGUGUCCUAACAUAUGUGUGAACUGUAGUGUGCACUAAGGACCGUAUGUGUACAUGUAUAACUCUAGAUGAAGACGUUAUCUCUGGACAAAAGUAACUGCAUGCGCACAGUGUGGUGCAUAUUACUCAAGAGGAAGAGAAUUACCACGCUAUGUAACAGUGACUCCCUAGCAUUGUGGUUUUUCUAAAUAAAUCUUCAUAAAGGA